This is a messenger RNA of Cephus cinctus (wheat stem sawfly), 2873 nucleotides long. RefSeq names its product probable phosphomevalonate kinase. The transcript has 3 exons. Bases 850 to 1161 code for a protein of 103 amino acids. Gene Ontology annotation, biological process: cholesterol biosynthetic process; isopentenyl diphosphate biosynthetic process, mevalonate pathway. The record is from RefSeq and is a predicted model, not a curated record. Gene Ontology annotation, cellular component: cytoplasm. Gene Ontology annotation, molecular function: phosphomevalonate kinase activity. Lineage: Eukaryota; Metazoa; Arthropoda; Insecta; Hymenoptera; Cephidae.
GCUAUUCACUUUUCGUAUUUUCACUACAUUUGAGUUACACAAUCGAUCCCCGGGCGUUUAAAUUAAACGCCGGUUAUCUUCCGUUCAAUAGUGGGUGCUUUCCAUUUACUGGCACAAGUUGACACAAGUCGACUUGUGUCGUCAAAAGUGCUUUCCAUUUGAUUUGUGUCGGCAUGUGUCAGCAACACAAGUCGACUCGAGAAGACUCUGUUAGAGUGGUGAGUUGACGAGAGUAUCUGUGUUCCAUUUAUUCGUUUUCGAGAGUCGACAUGAGUCGACACGAGUUGACACAAGUCGACUUGUGUCGUCAAAAGUGCUUUCCAUUUGAUUUGUGUCGGCAUGUGUCAGCAACACAAGUCGACUCGAGAAGACUCUGUUAGAGUGGUGAGUUGACGAGAGUAUCUGUGUUCCAUUUAUUCGUUUUCGAGAGUCGACAUGAGUCGACACGAGUUGACACAAGUCGACUUGUGUCGUCAAAAGUGCUUUCCAUUUGAUUUGUGUCGGCAUGUGUCAGCAACACAAGUCGACUCGAGAAGACUCUGUUAGAGUGGUGAGUUGACGAGAGUAUCUGUGUUCCAUUUAUUCGUUUUCGAGAGUCGACAUGAGUCGACACGAGUUGACACAAGUCGACACAAAAGUCAUGUAAAUGGAACGCACCCCGUUGGAGGAAUGUAAAAAUUCAGUAACCUGAGUUAAAAUUAAGUUUAACACUGAACUGCGUCGGAGGAAACGGGCGUAAGACCGUCGCGUGAACGUAGUCAGUCAAUUUUAGAACACAUGUUAGUUCGACAGAUUUGACAGAGCUGAGAGGGUACCUCUAAAAUAAAGAAAAAAAGAAUAAGUUUAAAAAUGUCAGACAAUCCGAAACGUGUUCUAUUGUUCAGUGGAAAAAGGAAAUCAGGGAAGGAUUAUAUUACGGAUUUACUUAGUUUGAGGAUUGGGUCAGCUCAAAGUGUUAUCAUAAAAAUAUCUGGACCAAUAAAGACACAUUGGGCAAAAACUUUAAAUCUUGAUUACAAUAAAUUAAUUGAAGAUGGACCGUACAAGGAACAAUAUCGCGGUGAAAUGAAUAAAUGGGCUGAAGAGAUCAGAGACAGAGAUUAUGGUUAUUUCUGUCGUGAAGCCAUUGACAUGUAUAACGGGCAAUGGAUACGAAAAUGAAAAGAACGAUGUCAAGUUCGAGAUCUAAUUCAACUUCUGAUUCUGACGAUGGCAAUGAGAUUGUUGCAGUCUCAAAAAGAAGUAGAAUAGACACUUUUGAUACAUCUAGUAGCAAAGAUAGUAUUCCGUGCAUUUUAUCAGUUCUGCGACAUGUGAAAAUACUUCUUUGGAUGGUAUAUGUGAACAAGAGAAUUCAGUUCGCUUUACUGAAGAUACUGGGCCACAGUCAUCGCUAACUAACGAAUCUAAACCUAUUGACUUUUUUAAUCUGUUUAUCGAUUCGUCCCUGUUAACAAUAAUGGUUUGCGAAACAAAUAAGUACGCCGAACAACUAAUAAAAUCACUUGACAUCACCCGCGGAUCUCGAAUGAAGCUAUGGAAACCAGUUACUUUGCUUGAAAUAAAGGCGUUUGUAGCAGUUUUAUUGGAAAUGGGAAUAACGAAGCGACCAACAAUGGUUUCUUAUUGGGCCGAAAAUUCAAGGAACAUACCCUAGUUUUCAAAAAUGUUUUCGCGGAAUAGAUUUCAGCUUAUUCUUCAAUGUUUUCACUUAGUUGAUAAUAAAGAAUGCUCCCCGCAGGCCAUGAAGAGUACGGACUAUUCGUAAAAUUUACGCCAAUAGUUGAAUACGCGAAUAGAGUAUUCAAAUUGUACUACGAAACCGCAUAAAGAAUUAUCUAUCGAUCUAUCGAUCUUGGUAGGAACUUUAUGCUGUUCGAAAAUCAUGUAAUAUCUGCCGAAUAAAAAACACCACCGAUGGGGCAUCAAAUUUUGGAUGCAUUGCGACGCAGUAUCCAAAUAUUGUUUAACUUUUUACUGUUAUAAGGGCGCUAAAGAAAAAACUGGUACUACUAAGUCACAAGAACAUGGACUUGGAUAUGAAGUCGUUAUAAAUUUAUUGGAGCAAAGCCAGUAUUUAAAUAGAGGGCAUCAUGUAUUUGCCGAUAAUUAUUUUAGUAGUAUCGCUUUGGCCAAAUAUUUACAUUGCACAAAUACAUACUUAACGGAAACAAUUAGAACUAAUAGAAAAGACGUACCUGGCGAUAUAAAAACAACUAAGGUUAAUGAAGCAAAAUAUGUUCGAGAUGGUGAAGUACUUUUUUGUGGCUACCGCGAAAAUAAGUCUGUAAAAAAACCUGUAUUGUUAAUUUCGACGCAUGCUUCUGAUGACAAUACCAUUGUAAUUAAAAAACGAAAUGGAUACGAAAGAAGUAAAUUAAAACCAUGCGUCAUUGAUUGUUAUAAUCGUUAUAUGGGGGGAGUUGACGAAUCAGACAAAAUGUUAUACGUCUAUUUGGAUGAACGCCGCACGGUAAAAUAUUGGAAGAGAGUUACGUUUAACAUCAUUGCCCGUAUGGUAUUAAAUUCAUAUCUACUUUAUAAGGAAGUUACCAAAAAGAAGCUAAUCAUUCGAUUGGAAUUUACGUCAAGCAUUAUAUCUGAAAUAGAGCAUGAAUAAAUACAAGUCAAAAACCAACAAAUGAUAAGUUAUAAUGAGGGAAUAUUUGGUUUAGUGAAACUACCAGGCAAAAAUUUAAGAUAGUGCGUAGUUUGUAGUACUAAAAUUACUGGUAUAAAACGAUCGAAUUUAAUUUGUGUACAUUGCAGAAAAGGGCUUCAUACAUUAUGUUUUCAUAAACAUGUUUGUUUUAAAAAUAAUGAUUAUUAAUAAUCUUGUUUUAUAUCUAUUAUAAAUAAAAUGUUAUAUUAUA